AAUUUAGAUGAUGAUCAUUUGAAAUUAUGUUUAAAAUGAAAGUGUGGAUUGUGUUUGUAAUGUUCCCAAUAUUUUGUGAAAGCGCUAAAGUUUUGGGCGUUUUUAAUCAUCCUGGAACAAGCCACACCCUUCUGGGGAAAAUUUUACUAAAAAAGCUAGCUGAAAGAGGACAUGAUGUCGUUAUGAUUAGUUCAUUCCCAAUGGAAGAAAUAGUACCUCGUUAUAAAGAUAUUUUUUUAUUUAGUGCAUUAGAGGAUUUAAAACAAAGACAUGAAAAGAAUAAAAAUAAACACAUGGGUAUAGAAGAGUUGAAAAAUAUGAGUAUGCAACACACUGAAGAAACAUUUAAAAAUCUAGAAGUUCAGAAACUUUUACACUCCAAUGAAAAUUUUGAUUUAAUUAUAAUAGACUGGUUUUAUAACGAAGCCACCUUAAUAUUUGGUCACAUUUAUAAAGCACCUGUAAUUUACAUAUCGUCCUUUGGUAACAUGGCUUUACUUAGUGAUUUUACGGGAAAUGUUUUGCCCUAUUCUUACGUACCGGGUGCUGGUAUUUUUAUAACUGACGAAAUGUCUUUUAAAGAAAGAGUUUUAAUGACACUGUUUAAUCUGGCUAUUAAUACCUUGUUUAUUCCACGAAGAAAAACUGCUCAUUAUGAACUAUUGAAACGUUAUUUUGACAAUCCACCAACAAUUCCAGAGCUUCAAGAAAAUGUAGCACUGGUUUUGAGUAAUUCACAUUUCAGUUUUGAAACAGUACGACCUUACACGCCUAACAUUAUUCCGGUAGGUGGAUUCCAUGUGGAUGAACCAAAAAAUUUACCGGAGAACUUACAAACGUUCCUAGACAGCGCUCCAGAAGGUGUAAUAUUUUUCAGUUUGGGAACACAAAAAUCGUCUUCCAGUUUAAGUAAGGAGGUAUUAACUAACAUAUUGAAGGGAUUAGGAAGGAUAGCACAAACUGUAUUAUGGAAAUAUGAAGCCAGUGAUUUAGUUGACAUUCCUAAAAAUAUCAAAAUUGUAAAGUGGGUACCUCAAGCAGAUGUUUUAGCACAUCCCAAUUUAAAAUUAUUUAUAACUCAUGGCGGAAUGUUAAGUUUGAUCGAGUCUAUUCACUAUCGUGUUCCGAUGAUCUGCAUACCAUUUAGUGGAGAUCAAUUAACCAACGCAGCUUUUAUUGAAUCACGAGAAAUAGGGCUGCAUCUCUCCCCUGACAACAUAACUGAAAAUACUUUAGUCGAUUCAAUUAAGGAAGUUACAACAAAUCCGAAAUAUCAAGAACAAAUUAACUUCCGUUCGACUUUAUUAAGGCAGCAACCCAUGAAACCUCUGGAGACAGCUAUCUACUGGACGGAACACGUUAUAACACACAAACAUGCCAACCAUUUAAAACCAUUUGCCACAAAACUUACCUGGUAUAAAUACUAUUUAAUCGAUGUACUGGUGGUUUUGCUAUGCAGUUUCUUCAUUUUGGUUGCAGUUGUAAUUUUUAUUUCAAAAAUGGUCUUUAAAAAUGUGUACAAAUUAUUUACGACUACAAAAAAGGAAAAAGUGGUCUAA
This is a messenger RNA of Zophobas morio, 1559 nucleotides long. RefSeq names its product UDP-glycosyltransferase UGT5-like. The transcript is spliced from 5 exons. The record is from RefSeq and is a predicted model, not a curated record. Gene Ontology annotation, molecular function: UDP-glycosyltransferase activity. The coding region runs from base 27 to 1559 and encodes 510 amino acids. NCBI's taxonomy places the organism in Eukaryota, Metazoa, Arthropoda, Insecta, Coleoptera, Tenebrionidae.